Lycium ferocissimum is the source of this 1593-nucleotide messenger RNA. Its product is annotated as transcription factor bHLH130-like. Gene Ontology annotation, molecular function: RNA polymerase II cis-regulatory region sequence-specific DNA binding; DNA-binding transcription factor activity, RNA polymerase II-specific; protein dimerization activity. The transcript is spliced from 6 exons. The record is from RefSeq and is a predicted model, not a curated record. The coding region runs from base 177 to 1337 and encodes 386 amino acids. Gene Ontology annotation, cellular component: nucleus. Gene Ontology annotation, biological process: regulation of transcription by RNA polymerase II. NCBI's taxonomy places the organism in Eukaryota, Viridiplantae, Streptophyta, Magnoliopsida, Solanales, Solanaceae.
AGAAAUGCUUGCUAGCUCAUAUGCCAUUUUCUUCCUUCUUCUUCACUAAAAUUCAUAAAAGAUUUGAAUCCAUACAUCCUUUAACUUUAUAAAAAAUCCUACCUUUUUGUUCUAUAGAUUUUGGAAAAAAAAAAAAAAUCUUGAUCGUGUUUAGCUCAGAGCCAAUUUCUAGAGAAAUGGACAAGUUGAAUAGUUUCUUGUUUUCAGGCUUCAAGAAUGGUGAAGGAAUAGAACCUGAGUUCUUGAAGAACAAAGAAAUAAUGGGUUCUGAUUAUUUUCAGCAACAAUCACAGCUCCAGCUGAGUAAUAAUGGUGGUGGGCUAACUAGGUACAGGUCAGCACCAAGUUCCUUUUUUGCUGGAAUUCUUGACGGAGACGGCAAUAAUUCCGGCGAAAAUUUCAUUACACAUGAUGGGUCUUCUAGUUCUGAUUCUGAUUCCAUGUUCACUGCCUUGUUGAACGACAACAAUGAAAACAACAACAACAUUAGUAAUCAUAACCAGAAGAAUCAGGUGCAGUUUGGUUCUUCUAUGAAGCAGGAGAUUGGUGAGGAGAUUGAAUUUGGGAAUGGAAAUGGAAAUGGUGUACAUAAUAGAUAUGAGAAUGGUGGUGGAGUUUCAUAUGGUGUAGGGGUGCAAAUGCAAAAUAGAGGGAGUUUAAGUAAUGGGAAUGGUGGUUCUAAUCUCAUCAGACAAAGCAGUUCACCUGCUGGAUUCUUCAAUGGAUUUAUGAGAGAAGUUGGGAAUUUUGGAGCAAGUGCAGGGACUAACUGGGAAGCAAGUACAUCAAUUAAUCAUAUAAGUUACUCAUCUACUGCUCAAUCUUCUAGCUCAAACUUCAUGCCUAGCAUUGCGGAGAAUGAAUCUUGGAACGACUCUUUGUUCAAUUCUUUGAAGAGAAAUAGAGAUGGUGAUCUGAAAAUGUUUUCUAAUAAUUUCACUGUAAUGACUAAUCAGAAUGACGAAACAAGAGACUACUCUUCUGGUUUAACUCACCAUUUAAGCUUGCCUAAAACAUCUACUGAGAUGGCUGCCAUAGAAAAAUACUUGCAGUUUCAACAAGACUCAGUGCCUUGCAAAAUACGUGCCAAAAGAGGCUGCGCUACUCAUCCGCGAAGUAUCGCAGAGAGGAUGAGACGGACUCGGAUUAGUGAAAGGAUGAAAAAACUGCAAGAUCUUUUCCCCAAUAUGGAUAAACAAACAAACACAGCUGAUAUGUUAGAUUUGGCAGUUGAUUUCAUUAAAGGCCUUCAGAAACAAGUCCAGACACUGACCGAUAAAAAGGCUAAAUGCUCAUGUACAAGUAAGCAGCUGCAAUAUUCAAAUGGAACAACAUGAAUUUUUUUUUCUGUACAGAUAGUAGUAAUAGGUGAAGUUAGAUGGAAAGAGGGAGGAGAGUAAAUGCCACUCUUUCCCGCCCUAAUAUGCUGGAAUUAUGGUUACUUGUUUCAUCAGCAAUAAGGCAAGUGUAGUUUUCAAUGUACUAUUGAGUUUGAGUAGAACUAAUAGCAGCUAGUGGGCAAUUGUAUAGAUCACAUGCUUAUUGUAUUAUGCUGUUGUUUAUUGGAAUUUGACUAUGUUAUUACUUCAGAGA